GGGUAUUCAACUGGAAAUCAAACACAACGAUCCACGAAUCGCCAGAAGUGAAGAGGCAAGCAUAAAUUACGAAAAACUCAAAAUUCACGAUGUCGGACACCUAUAGCGCAAUUCCUCCGCCAUCAAACGACGUGGAGAAACAUCGAAAUUUUACAAAUGGCUCAGCAUCGAACCGCUACUUCGACGACAUCAUACCAAUCGGCGAAUAUGAAGUUCGUGAAGCCCUCCUAAGUGAAGUGAAACGACAUCGCUAUUGGAAGUCCUCGGCAUUCAAAAAAAUGCAGUUUGAAAGAUUGGAGAUGCUUAACUGCUUGCAUUACGUCUUGGAGUCAUUCACCGAAGCUCGCUCGACUUCCGAAGCAACUGAAGCUGUCACCCCUGGUCAACUUCUUGAUCAAGCCUCCUCGUCUAUGCAAAAUCCUUGGGAUUAUGAAGUACAGCCCAGCAACAUGUUUUCGGAUCAGGUAAAAGUAAUGGAAAUGCCAGGAAGCAGUUCGAUAAAUGCCUGUUCUGCAUGUAACUCUGAGGGCACAUACCACUGCUUCUAUUGUCGAGGUCUGGGCACGGAUAAAUGCAAUUUUUGCAGAGGUACUGGCAUGAAGGCUGGGGUCGCUCAUCCGGCCGUUUAUACUCAUCCGAUGGUGGCUACGUUCCCGCAUGCUGACCUUAGUCGAGGUUACGCUUCUUCUUCAACAGCCAUGGUACGACAUGGCGCUAACCAAGUCUAUGGCCUUGGCACGCCUAUGCACUUCAUGUCAAAAACUGGCGUCCCACCACCUGGUAUAGGAACGCACGAUCUAUGCUACAUGUGCCAUGGGAGAGGUGUAAAAGAAUGCCAUCAUUGCAAGGGUGGUGGAAAGAAACCAUGCACUGCUUGUUGUGGCACGGGCAGUGUCAGGAGUUUUACGAAGCUGAAAAUCUACUUCAAAACCGAGCGUUCCGAAUUUUUCACGCAAAGUGAAGUGCCCGAGAAAUUACUCUAUCAUGCCAGCGGCAAGGAAAUCUUCUCAGAAGAAGAACCAUAUGUACUUCCCAUAAGUAAAUACCCCGUGCAAGAAGUAAACGAGAAAAGCAAACAGUUCUGCGCACAACAUCUGCAGAACAGCAUGGGGAUGUGCCGUGUUAUACGGCAACGACACUGUUUGGUGGCAAUACCUGUCUGUAAGGUAUACUAUACAGUUGGCAAUACAAAAGGCAUAUUCUACGUCUAUGGAAACGAUCGUCAAUGUUAUGUGCCAAAUUUUCCAUCAAAAUGUGUCAUUUUAUAAGUUUGUGUUUUCCCUUGAACUUUCUUCCCAGAUCUUCCCAG
This is a messenger RNA of Cylicocyclus nassatus, 1309 nucleotides long. NCBI's taxonomy places the organism in Eukaryota, Metazoa, Nematoda, Chromadorea, Rhabditida, Strongylidae. The record is from the annotation of a GenBank genome assembly.